This is a messenger RNA of Oncorhynchus mykiss (rainbow trout), 3563 nucleotides long. It is a transcript of the gene c25h12orf75, whose product is annotated as chromosome 25 C12orf75 homolog. NCBI's taxonomy places the organism in Eukaryota, Metazoa, Chordata, Actinopteri, Salmoniformes, Salmonidae. The record is from RefSeq and is a predicted model, not a curated record.
UUUCUCGCUCUCUCUUUCCCACUCCCCAUCUCCCCCUCCCUCUGUGAAUAUAACAGUAUCUCCAUGCUUUCACACACACCACUCAGUUCAGCGCUGCAGAGGGGAUGGACACAGAGUGCAGGAGCAUACCACCAAAUAGUAAAUCAGUGUGACUGAGACACAUAAUACAACUCCUUCCCAGUGGCAGCGUCUAUGCAAAAUGGGUUGUGGCAAUUCCUCAGCCGCCAGCACCUCAGGAGGGGGACCUGCAGAAACCUCCAAAGAUUUGACAGAUGAGUCCUCACCAGACGAUGAGAAAAGAAGGAACUAUGGCGGGGUGUACGUAGGUCUACCAUCUGACAUGACCACCGUUGCAGGCAGCCAGUCCAAGUCCACAGACAAAAACUAACAGAUAUAGAAGGGAAUCAUUGACAUGCAUCACAGGACUGUAACUACAAUAUUCAGAACAUACAGAGACAUUACAUUUCUACGUUGAGAGGAGGAUUACUGACUCAUCUUCACAUCCCUGCCUCCGUAAGAGUGAGACAGACCGAAAGACCCUGGGGAAUCAGGCAGAUAUGAGGUCAGCCUGCUUGGGUCCUGAGGAAACUGCCUCAGAGUGGCACCGAGUAGACCCUCAAUGGAUGCCUUUGUCUGAGGAUUCUUUGCCCUUUCUGACCCUCACAGGAAGCCAGGCAGAGACGUCGGGUGGGUACGGGACGACUGUGGAUAUUGGGACCAACAUUAUGGAAUCCGGGGCAAUGUUCUGGACGAGCUCCUUGUGUUUAGGAAGAGAUGUGACACACACAGCCCAGUCACACUGAGACACCUCCUCGACAGGCUCUGUAAACAUUUAAUCCAAGUGCUGGUGUAGAUAGAUGUUUUAUGUGGUGGGAGGGAUAGUGGACCCACACAGUGGCUCAAACACAAGCAGUGCUAUUCACUUUUAUGAUUAUGGAGUAUUUUAGGUCACCCAGUUUUCAUGUUUUGUUCAGUAUCAGAUACUGUAAAUAAUUUCUGAGAUUCAUGAAAACAACAUUCUAUAACCCAUUUGGAGAUUGUGUUAUGUUAUUUUCUAGUUGGUUGCUGCUAUUGCUUGUUAAACCACUUGCAUUUACUGUCUAAAUACAAAUGGACCUACUUGUAACUUUUGGUACCAAACGGAUGGGGGACCUCCUGUGGGUGUACUGGCUGGUACUGUAGCCUGACUGUACUGUAGCGAGCAUCUGUUGUGUGCGUCAUUCAUGUCUGAGGUUAUUAAGUGUUGUGUUGUCAUUUAACCUGUGAAUCAUGCUAACAUGACAUCAUCAGUCUGAGUGGGGGUAAAGAUGCAUUGAGGAUACUACUCUUACGUUUCUUUACCCACAAAGGUCUGAACUGAUCUGAGAUCUGACGUCAUCAGAUUGUUAACAAUACAUGCAUUAUUACUCCAGGUUCCAGCAACUGAUCUCAGUGUUCCACAUACAGUAGCUCUUGUUGGCCAUUUUAGCAGCUGCGUCACCAUCCAGAACUCGUUGUUUUUUUAAGAGUUAAACUCUCCAAAUGCAAUUUGUAAAAUGUUGUCUUUUCUAUUUCUACAUUUCUAAAAUGAUUCCUUUUGAAAACUAAAUGUACACAUUUUAUUAUAACAUUUAAUUGGAAAGAUAAUCAGUCAAAAAUAAUCUGAACUACAUUGUUUAGCAAAGGUUUGCCUAAACAUAUAUUUGAAUCUAUAUGUCUCAUUAUGAACAACUGUAUCAGUGAAUGUAGUUGGAAACCAUAACACUGGCAGCAUAUUCACACGCCACAAUAUCUCCCCCCAGAGCAUGAAUUAGAAGUCUGAAGGGAAUAGAGAAUCCAUCCAAUGUCAUUCAUCUACAUGCAGUUCCUGUUCGUGAUUUAAUGUACAUACAGCAUCUUCACCACCACGACCAUAGAGUAACAGGGAAGUGGGCCAUGCUAACCAUGCUCACACACUUGAGAUUCAAGAGAUGUUUUGUUCUCUUCAAGCCUCAACAGAAAGGAAAUGUAGACAUCAAUGAAAAGGGGUGGUAGCCGUGUAGUGGCAGAGCAAAAACUGUGGGGUGCUCUUUAAAUCGGUACACAUCGCAUUCAUAAGCGGCCUGACACAGAUUACUGAAUAGAGUAGCCAGGGAGCGUAAUCUACAUUUAUAUUCCAUACACACACACCCCUCCCUAUUCUUAUAUUCUUAUCUCAAACCAGGUAGAGUGGAGUAGAGAUGUUAUUAUAUUCUCUACUCAGUAAUCUGUGUCAGGCCGCUUAUGAAUGCGAUGUGUACCGAUUUAAAGAGCACCCCACAGUUUUUGCUCUGCCACUACACGGCUACCACCCCUUUUCAUUGAUGUCUACAUUUCCUUUCUGUUGAGGCUCCAUCAGAAUCCUCUGGCCUUUGGCUUUCACAGUGCAACGCCGUUCCCACUGGGCAAACACUAGUUGAAUCAACGUCGUUGAAAUUAAUUGGCUGUCUGUGCCCGCCUUUUCAUCUGUUCUGGCCAACUCCUCCACACUUUUUACCUUUAUUUAACUAGGCAAGUCAGUUAAGAACAAAUUCUUAUUUUCAAUGACGGCCUAGGAACAGUGGGUUAACUGCCUGUUCAGGGCAGACUUGUACCUUGUCAGCUCGGGGAUUUGCAACCUUCCGGUUACUAGUCCAACGCUCUAACCACUAACCUGCCACCCUUGUGUAACACGAGGGUGAAUGUCACUGAGCUAAUCCUGCUUAAUUAGGAAGACUGGGAGGGAAGAGGAUGAAAAAAAGGUAUUCAAAAGCCCCUCUGGGAAAGGAAAAGUUGCUACAGAAGAUCAACACAGGAGUUGAUAGCCAAGCAUAGCUAGCUGUGUACGGAAUGAAUGUAGCUCUUAGGAGGAUGGAGAAAAGGUAUGAGAAAUUGUGUUAAAAAAGCAACGUCGGUCUUUUUUUUACUGUGUUGUGGUUCCUUUAAGCAUUAAGGCAUGAGGGGGGCGGUAUAUUGGCCAUAUACCACAAGCCCCCGAGUUACCUUAUUGCUAUUCUAUACAGGUUAUCAACGUAAUUAGAGCAGUAAAAAUAAAUGUUUUGUCAUACCCGUGGUAUUCGUCUGGUAUACCACUGCUGUCAGCCAAUCAGCAUUCAGGGCUCUAACCACCCAUUUUAUAUUAGCAUAUAGCUCAUGGAAGACUCACUGGUAUACUGUUCAUGGUGCUUCACAUGAUUACGACGACAGGGGAAUCGAUUACUUUGGAGUAAUUUGAGGCUAAAGCAGAUGUGCUGGAGGCUUCUUAUUCUGGAUGUAUCUCCUUAUGUACAUGUGUCCAUAAUACAUUUGGGAAAAGAGAAAACACAUGAGAAAACCACUGUAGAUGAUCACUUGAGAACCAAUUGAUGACCUUUUAUGCUAUUUACUACUGUAUGAGAUACUGUUCCUAAUCACUGAUGCUCCUAACUUGUUCCGGGUCACUUUGUGUAUACUCAGUACACCCUCAAACACAGUAAGAAGGACCACAGCUGCUUUAGAGAGUCAUUCUUGUUUAUAACCCGACAUGCCCUGUAUUACUUGUCCUAUCACUGAUCUAUUUAUGAUUAAAGUAUUUUCUAUUGUCUGCA